AUGACGAAUGGGCAGAUGUGCGAAUCGGAUGCUACUUUGCCGGACGGGAAUCCGCAUCACAACAUUGACAAUUGCCCUGGUGGUUACGACGUGUGGCAACACAUGUGUUUCUCAACGGAUACGCCGACGUUGGCACCGACCGACGCACCAACACCAGCACCCUCACUGGAUCCGACGCCAGAACCAUCGCCGUCGCCCACGCUGGCACCGACGCAGGCGCCUAUGCCGUUGCCGACGCAGGAUUGUGGGUUUCAGCCUCUGCCGUCCUCGUCCUGCCCGUGCAACUCUUGGUUUACCGGCGGCUGCAACCUGCCCGAAUGCGUCAGCGGAAUGAUGAACGGGCAGAUUUGUGAAGCUGACACUACUCUGCCAGACGGGACCGCAAACUACGAUAUGAACAAUUGCCCUGGCGGCAACGACGUGUGGCAAUACGUAUGCAUCUCAACGGGUACACCAGUACCAGUUCUGACACCAACGCCCGCGCCGACUUUGGCACCCACCCCAGUACCUGAAGUGCCCACGCCAGAACCGGCGCAAGAACCAACACCAGCGCCUACGCUGGAGCCGCUACCGGAACCAACACAAGCGCCAACGGCAAGUUCCGCCACGGAGACGGAGACCACGGUAUCCACUUCGAGUUCGCCAACUGAUAUUGCAACAUCCGUGUCGUCAACGACGUCCAGUAAAAGCACAGUCACCGUCAUUGAGUCUAGCGUCACCAGAACGUCGUCCACGUCGAUCACAAGCACAAGCACAGCUACCACAACUUCUUCUAGCACCACCUCGACCAUCACGAGCACAUCAACCCCAUUGUAUGUUGUCAGCAGCCAGUUAUCGUUUGAGUCCACUGGGGCACAAGCUGACGUCGAAAGCGCCGUGGCAACCCAUCUUGCCGAUGCGCUCGGCGUCGGAGAGGACGACCUGCGCGUGACAAUAUCGGGGUCUACACUGAGGCCAUACGGGACAGCGAAGUCGACAAGGCUUCGCUGGGACGUCAUUUAUGAGGUCGUGGCGGACGAGCAGACGGCGGAGCAGUACUACCAGGCCGCCGCAGCCAUGAGCGCCAACGUCUCUGAGGCUGCCAGUGUCAUGUCGGAUAGCUUUAACAAGCUAGGCAUUGAACUCGGUCAGCAUUUCAGAACCAGAUAUAAAAAUAGUCACGGUCACAAUGACAUCCGCCACAAUAACCGAGAGCACCACCAUAACGACCAGUUCGUCGAGAACAAGCACCACGGCAACGGUGAGUACCGAGUCAAUGUCGACCAGCAUUAG
Messenger RNA from Prorocentrum cordatum, 1272 nucleotides. NCBI's taxonomy places the organism in Eukaryota, Dinophyceae, Prorocentrales, Prorocentraceae. The record is from the annotation of a GenBank genome assembly.